UGGAAGUUUAAUUGAAGUUUCAACCCAAAAUUAACCAUUAAAUCAAUCGGAGCGUUUCCCAUCCUACGGCCACGAUGGAGCUGGCUACUCAAUAACGUCCAACGGUCGAAAACCACAUCACAAAUAUUUCUUCUCAAACUCAACAGUCAACACAUUUCCACCGAAUCCUAUUAUUCAAUAUUCCGGUCACAUUCUGUUCUUCAAUCGACCAAUUCGAAGCUUAUUUUAGUGAAAAAAAUGAGCAUGCCGCAGUUCCUAGACGCUGCGGAUUCUUCUGCUGAUCUGCAGAUAUGGAACAACGCCGCCUUCGACAACGGCGAGAUUUCUGAAGAUUUGGCGGCAAGCAAGCAGCCCUGGGGAUCUCUGAAGCCGAAUUUCGGAAACCCUAAUUCAUCUUUCGAUUCUGUUCCGGAUAAAGAAAAUCAAGGUUUCGCAUCGGAGAAUCAAAAUCAAUUUCACCCUGUUUCCCCUUUCCCCAAAUCGGCCUCUACGACGCCGUUUAAGCCGCUCACAGCAGUCGAAUCAGUUCAGAGAUCGAAAAUGAGAGCAAUCGCGGACAAGGGUUUCGAGAAAAAUCCAGUCUUGAAAAUCGACGAGGAGAUUGAAGAAAUUGAGUUGCAAAUCACUCGAUUGAACUCGAGAUUGGAGGCUUUGAAGGCUGAGAAGGCAAGCGCGGGAGCUGUGGAGAAGAGAGGGAGAUUCGUUGCGGCGAAGUUCAUGGAGCAGAAACAGGGCGGCAAGAAUGAUGAGAUUUCGAAUUUGGGCGUAAGAACAAAGGCUAACAGAAGAGGGAUUAGUUUAGGGCCAGCAGAAAUCCUCUCUGCAGGGCGUAGAGGGAUGAGUUUGGGGCCUUCUGAGAUUUUCGGAGCAGCGAAAUCGAGGCAGGUGAUGAUCAAUAACACCCCUCUGCAGAGUAGGAGGCAAUCUUGCUUGUUUAAGCUGCAGGGGAUUGAUGAGGAGAGGGUGGAGAGUUGCAGUUUGAGCCUGAAAUCAAGGCAAGCUGUGACCACCAUUGGUUCAAGAAAGGCUGUGAAGAAGGAAGAAUCUGUUUUGAACACAGUCCAGCCAAAGAAGCUGUUUAGAGAUGGCGAGAAAUCGGUUCCAAACAAGAAGGCGUCUAGGCCGGGGAGAGUGGUGGCGAGUAGGUAUAAUCAGGGCGCGUCUCAGGCUUCGGCAAUGAGGAAGAUAUCUCUGCCGGAGAGUGAUGGUGAUGCAGGGAAAAGGGUUGACAAGACGCGGUCUUUUUCUGUGGGGAAGACGAGGGCUAAUGAGGGCGAGGGCCGUGUGAAGAAGAGGUGGGAGAUUCCUAGUGAGAUUAUAGUUCAUAGCAGUGUGAGGGGAGGAGGAGAUGGAGAGGCAGAAGGAGAGAAGUCAUACUUUGCUAUUGAUGAAGUGGAGAAUUCUGUGUCAAGCUCUGAGCUAUGAUGAAGAUGAUGAAGGAGAAGAGCGUUGAAAUGUGGGAGUUUUGGUUGGGAUUCUAUUUUUUGCAUUGUUGUGGUAAAUAGUAUAAUAACUGGUAAGAUGUUUCUGUUUCUUGUUCAAGCAUACUUGUGCUUAACUAGUUGUAGUAUGUCUUGGAAUGAAAGCAUAUAAAUGUCUUAGAUAAGCUAAAAUGGACUAUAUAGUAAAACUUGAAUGAAAUAUAUGAUUUAGAUGCA
Salvia splendens (bonfire salvia) is the source of this 1658-nucleotide messenger RNA. RefSeq lists its product as uncharacterized. Bases 238 to 1425 code for a protein of 395 amino acids. The record is from RefSeq and is a predicted model, not a curated record. The transcript has a single exon. NCBI's taxonomy places the organism in Eukaryota, Viridiplantae, Streptophyta, Magnoliopsida, Lamiales, Lamiaceae.